Molecule: messenger RNA, 5842 nt
Organism: Triplophysa rosa
Lineage: Eukaryota; Metazoa; Chordata; Actinopteri; Cypriniformes; Nemacheilidae
Gene: mindy2
Product: MINDY lysine 48 deubiquitinase 2
Exons: 10
Coding region: 317-2266 (649 amino acids)
Biological process (GO): protein K48-linked deubiquitination
Cellular component (GO): cell periphery; cytosol
Molecular function (GO): cysteine-type carboxypeptidase activity; cysteine-type deubiquitinase activity; K48-linked deubiquitinase activity
Source: RefSeq, a predicted model, not a curated record
GAAACUCACGAAUGAUUACAGUGUAGUCUGUAUCAUCCUUAUAAACAAAGUAUUUUACCCUUUCUUUUGGAAAGUAUUGUACUUUGCGGUAAUAAAACAAGUGCAUUACGUAAAUUGACAUGCAUUUCACACUGUAAAUUCGUGUAUGUGUAACAUUCAGAAAUCGGCUGGCGAAAAGACCCAGUGGUUUUGGAUAGUAGGGCCAGUUAUGUGUCUAUGGAAGGAUGACGUCAGAGGUGGAGUUCUCAUGGCGUCGUCGCAGCUAAGACUCGAGCUUGCAAUCUAGUUAAAGCUUGUCGUCGAUGCGUUCAGCGAAAUGGAGAAGAAUGCAAAUCCACAUCGAGACGCGGGAGGAAGUGUUCUGUGCGCCGCCGUUCCGGCAGAAACCGGAGACAUCAAAACAGUCGGUGGAGUGAAAGAUGUCUGCGAGAAGAGAGAGAUUUUGACUACUCGUGCAAGUGCUAGCUGUGCUAAUGCUACACCCUGCACAGAGACAUCAGAUGCUGUUGAGACGGUCGACUCUCACACGUCUCCAAGCAAGAGCAUACAAGCAACCGCUUUAUCAGAGACGCUGUCGACCGAUGCAGCCGAUCGGUUGAGCAACGGGGUGGGAUAUGAGCCGUCGAUGGCUGCUGCUGGGAAUGAGGGUGGCACCUCAGAGUUAGUAAACAACCCAACGGGGGUGCAGCCAUCAGCUCCCUCCAACAUUACUAGUGUGCAAACGGACGCUUUGGAAGGAGGCAUGCAAGAACCAACAGAACUGUCCAAACCGGGUAAUUUGUGUCCGGACAAAACAAAGUCCGGGAGCUCAAAUUCGAACGAACAUACGGAGGGUCUUCCGAGUGGCAGUGAGCCCAGCAUCGCAGGAGAGUCCCGUAGCUUUGAUUCACUGGACUCCUUCUCCAAUCUAAACUCUUGUCCAAGAUCAGACCUUAACAGUGAAGGGCUGGAGGACAAGGGACUGGCUUUGGCUAUUCAGAGCGAAUACGGGGCCGAGGGAAAACUCCCGUGUCCGAAGGACAGAGGCACCGGUCAGUCGUUAUACCACAUCAAGUGGAUCAAGUGGAAGGAGGAGAACACGCCAAUCAUAACACAGAAUGAGAACGGGCCGUGCCCGCUGCUGGCCAUUAUGAAUGUCCUGCUAUUAUCAUGGAAGGUCAAGCUGCCACCAAUGAUGGAGAUAAUAACAGCCGAACAGCUGAUGGAAUAUCUGGGAGACUAUAUCCUUGAAGCCAAGCCAAAAGAGAUCUCAGAGGCUCAGCGGUUGAACUACGAACAGCUAACAGUGCAGCUCCAACACUGUGAGGCUUCACAAAAGAACGAGCAGCGUGGGAACAUGAGUGAUGCCAUGGCAGUGCUGCAUAAACUGCAGACAGGUCUGGAUGUGAACGUGAAGUUCACAGGUGUACGGGUAUUCGAGUACACGCCCGAGUGCAUCGUCUUCGACCUGUUGGAUAUUCCGCUCUAUCACGGAUGGCUGGUUGACCCGCAGAUGGCAGAUAUAGUGAAGGCAGUGGGGAACUGCAGUUAUAACCAGAUGGUGGAGAAGAUAAUCAGCUGUAAACAGUCAGACCGCAGUGAGCUGGCCGGGGAAGGUUUUGUGGCAGAGCAGUUCUUGAACAGCACAGCGACUCAGCUGACCUACCACGGCCUGUGUGAGCUCACCUCCACCGUACAGGAGGGAGAACUCUGUGUCUUCUUCAGGAACAAUCAUUUCAGCACCAUGACCAAAUUUAAGGCCCAGCUGUACCUGCUGGUGACAGAUCAGGGUUUUCUCACUGAAGAGAAAGUGGUUUGGGAAAGUCUCCACAAUGUUGACGGAGACGGCAACUUCUGCGACUCGGAGUUUCAUCUGAGGCCGCCCUCUGACCCGGAAACAGUGUACCACGGUCAGCAAGACCAGAUCGAUCAGGACUACCUGAUGGCGCUGUCUCUACAGCAGGAGCAGCAGGCUUCAGAUCUGGGAUGGGAACAGAUCCCAGAAGGCAUCAGUGAUCUGGAGCUGGCCAAGAAGUUGCAAGAGGAGGAAGACCGUAGAGCAUCGCAGUACUAUCAGGAGCAAGAGCAGGCACAGGAAGCAGCUGCGCAGGCACAGGGACUGCAGGCAGCUGUGGGUGCGGAUCAGGUGGACAGAGCAGCAGGAGCAGCAGCUGCCGGGGCCUCAGCAGGCGCUACAACUUCCCCAAGCCCUGGAAAACAGCCCUCCACGGGGGAGCGCAAACCUAAGAAAGAGGCCAAGGACAAAGACAAAUGCAUCUUGUUGUAACAGCAGUGAAGCGUGCGGAGCAUGAAACGGGCAGCAGUUUAAUUCCAGUGGCUCUGCGAUGCAUCUCCCAGCGUGGGGUGAAGAGAGAGGAAGCGUGACAGACGGAGAGGACUUGCCCUUCUCAAGCCACUUGUGCCUGACUUUAACCCUCUAUGUUCUGAAUACACACAAAAGCAGACGGGGGCGUCACUACAAAGACUAUCACUACAUGUUUCUUAGAGCUGGCCAAAUGUUCUCAGCAGGAAAACCACUGCAGUGCACUAUAUUUGUGUGGGGUCACCAGGGAGGGUGGAUUUUUUUGUAGUAUAAUAAGGUAAUGUAUUCAUAGCACUAGACAAAAAAGUCCCCCGUCCCUUAAAAACGCAACAAAGCAAGAAAAAUGCCACUACUCUUUUCAUUAUACGAAGCAUUAUCUUUUUUUGUGAAUAUCCGUUAUUGCUGUUGUUUAUAAGCUAUUUUAUACUAGUUUAUUCAUGCAUAUGUAGAUUAGUUGUAUCGGUCUGUUGUCCGGGAACUUUUAAUGAAAGGCCAUUGACAUAAGAAGGUAGCAAGCCAAUGUGUUGUGUGGCCACUAGUUCUUUGCCUGGCAAUAUUACAAUGGCAAAUUUCUCCAUUGAUAAUGUGCAAACUAGAAGGACAGGUAUCUCCUGAGGAGAAAAAUCCUUUGUGAAAUGAUUUUUUGCCAAAAGGAUAUUAAUAUUAACAUGAGGUCACAACAGACUAUAUCAAGGUCCAUAGCUUUAUAUUACAUUAUAAAAACAGGGCCAAUAAUUUGCUUCACCCCUUGUAUUUUACAGUACCUGAUAGCUAACAUUAAGAUAACUAAUUUGCCUUGUAGCUAAAAUAAACAAACUAGAAAAGUCAGUGGUUCUACUUAAAGGGACAGGUCACCCAAAAAUAAAAAAUCUGUCAUCAUUUACUCACCUUCAAGUUGUUUCAAAUCUGUACAUUUCUUUGUUCUGAUGAACACAGAAAGAUAUUUGGAAGGAUGCUCGUAACCAAACAGUUCUUGGCCACCAUUGACUACCAUAGUAGGAAAAAUGGUCUUUGUUCUGUUUUUGAAGAAUGUAGGAAAGCACAUUUUUCCAAAUAUAUUUCUCUGUGUUCAUCAGAACAAAGAAAUGUAUACCAGUUGAAACAAUUCAAGGGUGAGUAAAUAAAGACAAUUCAUUUUUGGUUGAAUUGUUCCUUAAAAUACUGUCUUUUAUCCCUAUUGUUUGUCAUUUUACUCCAGCUAGUGGUCAACCGAUAUAUGUUUUAAAAGAUGUUAGGAUUGUUUGGUGAGCAGGGUUGCCAAUUACUGACAUAUACAUUAUAAAAUAAAUUUGUAAAACUGUCAGUAGAUUUUGGAACUGACGCAAGGGUAGUUAACAAGUUAAUCUGAUUUCUAAGUUCAUUGCCGGCCAAUGCUUGCAAUGUAAAAACAGCUAAGCAUUUGUUCCAAGCUAUGUACUUUUCACACUCUUUCAUGUACAUCGUACAUAUUCAUAUAUUCUAUAUGGAUUUAAGGUAGAACGAGGAUCACUCAAGCCCGUGUUUUUAUAGCGCUGCCUCCUGAGAGACAAGGUAUUUUCUAUCUAAACAUUCCAGCAGUAUGCCUUGAACUGAGCCUCAGAUUCAGAGAAACACUAAUGUUGGGCUAGUUUCCCUGCAUCUGGGCUGCAUGUGGAUGGCGUAGUUUUGGGAGCCCUAGUAGAUUGUGUUGAUGAUGCUAGUCAUGGAAUGGCGCUAUUCUUUUAGCGUUUGGGCCAUUGGUGGCCAAUACUCUCUGUGUAUAAAAAGCCUUACAAUAUUUACACUAUCUUUUCUACAGAAAACACAAAUAGGUACAAGACAAGACUGAGACAAUCUGUACUUUACCAUUGACAGAAAACCUCACAGGCCUUCACAGAAGGAACAUAUCCACGAGUGUCUUGCAAACAGAUUGACAUGUUUUAGCUGCCUUGGUACUGGAUAUAGAUUAAAAACAAUGUAAAAUACAGGGUUUGAAAUUUGAACAUUACGUUUUUCAUCGGCCGUACAUUGUUGUAAAAGUGCAGUUUCGACCCUAGGAAUCAAGCUUUUACACGGCUGUUUUUGAAGUUUCAAAGUUCUGCAAUGCUGCUAUUUGAGGUGAUUUAGCUGGCAUGCUAUAUUGUGUAUAGCCAGCGUUGAUUUAGAUACCAAGAGCGCAGUCUUGCCCUGUCACGUUUAUGUCUUAAGAGCAUUCACACUACAAGAACCACAAAAAUGCAUUCAAAAUGUUGGUGAGCUUCUGUCACCUCUGGAAAUGGUGUCAUAUAGUAGGAAGCACAAGUGGUUGGGAGAGAGAUUUGUUGGGGGGUUUGUACUAGGGGAUGGGCUGAAAUUAUACAUUGUGUAGAACUGUAAAAAGAAUCAUCUAAACCAAACUUCUUAAUGUAAACGGCAGUGAUUCUAUGCAGCGGUGAAUGAGGGACUGCUUUCAACUCAAUUUGAAAAACCGUUUCCUUGCAGGUCAGCUUGAAUAUGGACAUUCCAAGGUGCUUAUGAUCAGUGGCAUGUCUGAAAUAAAAGUGGACAUUGCGAAUGCAACCUAGUAACAGGCUUUUCCAGCACACAAAAUACUAUGUAUCCACUGUGCAUUAGCUUCUGUCGUUUGCCAGUAACUAUCUUCUGUCGUUAUGUGCUUCAGCUUGAACCUUUUGCUUUUAAAAUCUCGUUCGUGACAGACGUGUGGAAUGUCACAAUAUACAUGUAGGGCUGUAAUGAUUUGUUAUUGGGAUAAGUAUUGAAAUUUCACAUUUGUAGAGUGACAAAAAGGGGUGUUUAGUUAUUUGUUAUGCACUGUUACACUGAAUGCACUAGAUGAGAAAAAUACCUCUUUUUAUACAAAAUAAGAAUCACCAGUUUGUCUGGUUUGAGCUGAAAACCUGAUUCAUAUGUAACACCCAGUACAGACUUCAUUCUGCAAUAAGGCUAAUAUUUGUGGGGCUACAAGAAGAAAUGUAAAUGGACAAUAAAAUACUUUCUGGAGGCUUCACGUAAUGCCAUUUACAUGUUCUUUUCCUUGCCCUGCUUUCAGACAGAAUAUAAUUUCUCAUAUAUUAGUGCCAUCAAGUGAUAAAGACAGCAGCGGAUUAGGAGGGCUUUUGCUUGAGCUGACACAUUUACUCAAAGGCAGGGCAUUACACCAAGGGUUAUCCAAACUAAUGACUUUUAAAUACUUGUUGUAAAAUGACUCUAGCACACUAUAAAUUCUGCCACAAAUGAAGAAAAGUGUAUAAAGUUUGCAACUACUGUGUGGCAGGUCAGUCCAUAAUGGAAAUGCAGUUGUGAUGCAUGUUUAACAACAACUCCCAAUGCUUUUAACGGAGUACUCCCAUUCUAUUUUUUAUCCUUUAUACCUGUAUAUUUACACAAAACGUAAUUUAGCAAAAAAUCUCACAAAAUGCAGAUAAGAUGUUAUAAGGGUCAACCUUCUAUUGUGUGCAAGGUUCAGUAAUGACCAAAAUAUGUGUGUAGCCCAACACCGUCAAAGAGUAGAUGGACAUUUUUCUGUAACAAAUGCCUUAGACGAGGGACAAUACGUCUGAAAUAAAGGAAAUUUGAUCGGUG